AUGGAUGAGCUGAAGAUGGCCUUUGUUGGUGCACUCGAACACUACAGAACAUCCAACAAAUUCCUUCCGUCGCACAUUAUUGUGUAUCGUGAUGGAGUGGAAGACGGCCAACUACACAGUGUUGUCAACUAUGAGAUCAAUAAGAUCACUGACUCCUUCAACUCCAUGGGACAAGGCUACAUGCCCAAUCUGAGUGUGGUAGUAGUGAACAAGCGCAUCAGCUGCAGGUUCUUUAAGCGCACAAAAAAAUCUAAGAAGCGAAUCAACCCAGGGAACAACUUCUAUCUUGUCAGCCAAGCUGCCGACAUUGGAAGCGUGUCUUCAACUCACUACAAUGUCGUUUAUGACCAGAGCGGACUAGAGCCUGAUGAUUUUCAGUUGCUCACCUUCAGGCUUUGCCAGUAUGCCCACAAAUUGGCCUUUCUUGUGGGUCAAAGCAUCCACAGGGAGCCCAACAUCAAGAUGGAUAAACUCUUCUAUUUGUAAAAGAAAGGUUUAAGAAAGGUCUGGCAAAACUGAGAUAAGCUUCAAUGUCCUUUUUGUUCAGCAGCCAUACAGGCCGUUUUUGCCCAGUGUCUUUCUUUUGGUGGAGUCUUGAACACUGACCUUAACUGAGGCAUGUGAGGCCUGCAGUUCAUUGGAUGUUGUUGUGGGGUAUUUUGUGACCUCUAGAUGAGUAAUCGCUGCGCUCUUGGGGUCAUUUUGGUUGGCCGGCCACU
Dunckerocampus dactyliophorus (ringed pipefish) is the source of this 719-nucleotide messenger RNA. Its product is annotated as piwi-like protein 1. Gene Ontology annotation, molecular function: piRNA binding. The record is from RefSeq and is a predicted model, not a curated record. Gene Ontology annotation, cellular component: P granule. Lineage: Eukaryota; Metazoa; Chordata; Actinopteri; Syngnathiformes; Syngnathidae. Gene Ontology annotation, biological process: regulatory ncRNA-mediated gene silencing. The coding region runs from base 1 to 486 and encodes 161 amino acids. The transcript has 5 exons.